This is a messenger RNA of Oppiella nova, 1737 nucleotides long. The record is from the annotation of a GenBank genome assembly. Lineage: Eukaryota; Metazoa; Arthropoda; Arachnida; Sarcoptiformes; Oppiidae.
AGAAAGUGAAAACCAGAGCUAAUAGUGAAUGUAUUGGUGAUGGAAGUGGAAGAAGUGGUUCGGUCGGGAAGUCUGAUGGUUCCCCCGCAAGGCUUUCUCAAGCAAAAGAAGUCGUGGCAAAAGAAGUAUUAUGUGUUAUAUAAGAGCUCUCGUCAGGGAAUCCAAAGAUUGGAAGUGUUUGACAGCGAAGACCAAUAUGUAAAACAACAUCAUUGUCAACGAAUUAUCCCAUUGAGUGAUUGUGUCAAAGUGGCCCCUUUGCCACAGAAACAACAACCAAAUGUGUUUGAAAGCGAAGAAAAUCUUUUGUACUCCUCAGUGGACGGGCCCGAUGUCUAUCGGGUCAAACUCAUUGAUUCUGAAACUUCUAUCCGAUGCGGUCUAAGGAGUAGUUUUGAAUCAAACCUCACUUUAAUCGUCACUUCAGUGAAUAUAUCGCUGGCAGAAGAGGGGAAAGUGUUGUUCUCGUGGCCGUACAGACACAUCAGGAGAUACGGCUGCACCAAAGAUGGCUUCUCAUUAGAGGCCGGACGCAAGUGUGCGUCAGGAGAGGGCCUGUUCUCCUUCAUCACCAAAGACGGCAACUCUAUUUUCCAAGCCGUGGCCACUCAUGUCAAUAGUUUAAAGGCUUCGCGUCAUAUAAAUGACGAUCAAAUUCCUGGAAUCAAUACUUUGGGUGCCAUUAAUAUCAGUCCAAAACUUCAUCCCAAAGAAUCGUCGUUCCCUUCGAGUCAUUUCUAUACCAAUACUGAGUCCAAACCUGCACUUCCAUCCACAUCCCCUCCACUUUCAAUGAGUUAUUCAUCGAAAUUGAAUUAUUUUGCCACCAAUUCCUCACUCCUGCCAUCGACAAAAAUACCAGAGUCAGCGAAACGGCAUUCAAUACAACCACCAAAAAGUCCUCAAAUAAUUGAAAAACAUACCGUAACUCGUGUCACAUCCGUCUCGAGUGCCAACUCUCUUCCCGGUGCCAAUGAUCAUAAACCCAAAGCCUCGCCUCCCGUUCCAAAACCUCCGCGAAAGAGUAAAGAAACGAAAUCCGAUUCAGAAGAACCCGUAUUCGCAUCGCGAGAAGAAGUCAUGAAUUCGGGUCCUAAUCAUACUUUUACCGAAACUUAUAGACCAUUAAAAGAUGAGAUCUUAUACGACGAGCCGGCAGUUGAUCUGACCCUCAAUACAAGCGUUAAUAAAGAGGAACAACAUAUGAAAAGCCCGUUCUGUCCGAGUCCUCCACCCGUCAAUCAAACGGUUUCAAAGUUGACGUCUGUGUUAAAGAUGAUGUUCUCCGGAAACACUCAAAACCAAAUUCAGACCAAAUAUAAGGACAACAGAGCGAACACACCGACGCGAGACAGCACUAGUAGCUCAACCAAUACAAGCGGUAUACCAUCACCGGUGAGAAAAACAGCUCCACAACCAAUAGAUAGCCAAGAAGAGGUUACAUACAGUGAAGUCUCCGAUAUAGACAUUAUUCAAAGCAAUAAGAAUAAUACUAUGAAUACCAAUGAAUCAAACCAUUACUCAAAAAUACUUAACGAUAGUGCGGAACACGAGUACGCAAAUGUCAUUCACCAGGACUUAAAUGAUUUGAAUAAAACCUGUAAUAAUAGCAAUGAAAGCAUUCCUCAAACUCAGCACUACAUCCAAAACGAAGUGGAAUACGCGAGAGUCUGUAAAGUGAAAACUCUCAAUAACACAGCCGUCUAACCGAUCAAACAUUCACGCAAUUAGUCAUUA